Molecule: messenger RNA, 207 nt
Organism: Pieris macdunnoughi
Lineage: Eukaryota; Metazoa; Arthropoda; Insecta; Lepidoptera; Pieridae
Source: the annotation of a GenBank genome assembly
AUGAUUUCAUCAACCGAUUCAUCGGCACAAACGCAAGAAGUAAAAAAAACUAAGAAAAAACCAUAUCGUAUGGCUGACGAGGCGACGUCGGACUGCUUGUUCGAGCGGCUGCGUUUGCAUCAGCAGCGAGCCCCAGACUCCACAGAGGUAGCCAGGGCUAUCACAGCCAGGAUUAAUUCCAGACUAACAUCUCAUGGUAUAAUUUAA